AUGGUGGGCCUAAAGUCGUCCCUGGGCGGCUCCAGGCUCUUCGGAGACUUUGCCGCAGAGAUUGGCGCGAGUCGCCACGACUUCUCAAAGCCGCAAGUGCUUUCGGCAGAUCAAUUGUUUCAAAGUGGACCCAAGGGCGGCUUUGGCAGUCCGCAGGAUCUUCGCUACAAGCGGAUCUUGAGAAAUGAGGCGACUUUGCAGAAAGCCGCUGAGAGCGUCAUGGAGCGUCCCUACAAGCUGCGAAAUGCCUUGAGCACGCCGGAGCUGCUUGAUGCGCCCAGCAAGUGCUUGCAAGACGCGCGGCAACGCUUGGGCAAAGUCGUUGGGGACAAAGUGCAACAUGCCUUUCUUGAAACCUCCUUUGCACCUGCCAGGAGUUUCAUGAGAUCCAGCCGACUGUCCAAGCUGCGCAAGGAAGUUUCGUGGGCACGUGGCUACAAGGAGCACUUUAAUCCUGAAGUGAAAGGCCGAGUCAAGGGCCGAAAAGGGAAGGACUUGCCAUCUGAGGCGAUCCGAUUACCUCUCAAUGAAAGUCACGGCCAAGAAUACAUUGAAGCGAGGCUGCGCCUGUUCAUCCUUGAACAGCAAAGCGCAUGUGUUACGCCAGAUGGCAUGCUUGACCCGCAGUACAAGGCCGUGCACGAGGAGUGGAUGAAAGCACAGCAAGAGAGUGCACAAGCAGCAAUCCUGCGUAUGAUGGGGCUGAUGCCGAACUCGAGCCGCGAUAUGAUGGACCUCGCACGAGAGCUAGUUGAACAAUGCACAGCGAUGGUCAACGCCUCGUCAGUCGGCAUCUUUGUCAGUGCAAACAAGAAGGUCCUUGAGUUCUCGCAUGGGCGGAGGCCCAUGCAGACUACAUCUAUGGUUUGGGGUUACUAUCGUCGAGAGUGCCACUGCACGCAGCACGCUAUGUCCUGGGAGCAGUAG
Molecule: messenger RNA, 927 nt
Organism: Cladocopium goreaui
Lineage: Eukaryota; Dinophyceae; Suessiales; Symbiodiniaceae
Source: the annotation of a GenBank genome assembly